Molecule: messenger RNA, 4552 nt
Organism: Eleginops maclovinus (Patagonian blennie)
Lineage: Eukaryota; Metazoa; Chordata; Actinopteri; Perciformes; Eleginopidae
Product: immunoglobulin superfamily containing leucine-rich repeat protein 2-like
Exons: 2
Coding region: 187-2316 (709 amino acids)
Molecular function (GO): protein binding
Source: RefSeq, a predicted model, not a curated record
AGAUGAUACCACACGUUUCUACCAUGUAGACGCAGACAGACACACAGACACACACUCACACACACACAUACUCAGCUUCAUCUUCAAACUUGAAUCCAGCAUGUAUCCUGCGCUGCUCUGACUGCACACACCGGCUGACGUGUUCGGAUUUUUCUGCAGAGAUAAACAAAAACAUAAACGCAGAAAAUGGCUGCUGCAGGUAUCCUUUUCACUUUGUGGAUCACCACUGUGUUUACCACUGGACUCGGAUGCCCUGAACUCUGUACCUGCACAGAUAAAUAUGGCUGCCACUUUGCUGUAUGCUCCUACAAAGACUUGACUGAGGUACCAGACGGUUUGCCUGCUAAUGUGACGACUGUGAGUCUGUCCGCUAACAAGAUCAGUGUGAUACCGUUGGGGAGCUUUGACAAUGUCACUCGGGUGACGUCGCUGUGGAUGGCCAACAAUGAGAUCGUCACAAUCGAAGAAGGGACUCUCGAGCCUUUGGUUCAUCUGCGUAACUUUGACAUCAGCCACAAUCGAAUCGUAGACUUCCCUUGGGAGGAUCUGCAGAACCUCACAGGCCUGCAGCUGCUGAAGAUGAACCACAACAAGAUGGUCCACCUGCCGAGGGAUGCCUUCUCCAACCUCAAAGACCUGAAUUCACUCCGACUCAACAACAACAAUUUUAUGACGAUAAUUGAUGGGACGUUUGAUGGUUUGGUGUCUUUGUCCUACUUGCAGAUUUAUAAAAAUCCUUUUGCAUGCACCUGCUCCCUCGACUGGCUCAGAGACUGGAUUUCAAAGGCUAUGAUCACGGUACCGGAGCAGAAUUUAAUCACUUGUGCAACUCCACCCAAACUUAGAGGGGAAGUGAUUGGAAAGUUGCCUGAGUCAAAGUGCACAAGCCCGAAUGUAACAUUAAGAAUCAAGCCAAAUGUUCACAACAAGACUUUCUACGAGGGCGUUGCGUUAGUCUUGACUUGUGAGUUCACAGGAAAUCCAAAGCCUCUGGUCAUGUGGAAUAUUCAAAGCAAAAGCCAGAGGCAAGAGUUGGUUUUGUCCUUCACUGAGGAUGACUCAGCAGAAUCAAAGGAGGACUCCAUGCUGUCCUAUAAUCCUGUCAAAGUCUUUAACAAUGGCACUCUUAUCAUUUCACACAUCAGGAAAGAAGAUGGCGGGAACUACAGCUGCUCUGCCACAAAUGAGUUUGGAAGAAGCGAGGCUUUGAUGUCAGUGGACGUGGUGGCUUUUCCUAAACCAACACCAACUAAACUUAUUACCACAACACCAGUUUUUACUAAAACGCACCCAGCUAUACGCCACAUAACAGGCAAACCAUUGUUUUUGGAUUCUGUGCAUAUCAAGAGAAAAGACUUCAUUAAAGUAGUACCUACUUUCCCACCCACUGUGGAGAUCAAGUCUUCUGAGGAGUCAACAACGUCCCCAUCACAUGCUAGUAAAUGUGGCUUGACUGCUAACACAAGAUACAUUUCUAGUCAUGUCUUUAAUGGGAGUGUGGAAGAUAUCAAGCAGUACACAUUUGACUUUGGAGUCAUUGCAUUAGGAGUGUCGGAAACAGAAGCAGCAGUGCGACUCAAUCCUCUUCUCAUACCGAGAGACAUCAACCAAUCCCCCAACACCGCCCCAAUGUCUAAUGAGAGUUUCCACAAUGUCAGUGAAAAGCAUCAUGGCCUUUCUGCUGCUGGUAAAACAGUCUACUCAAAUGGCUUGUAUCUGUGCGUUGCUGCUGAUCUCAAACACUCGGCCGUGCAGUGGUCGAGAAUCAAAGACGGCAUCUACACGUAUCUGUUCAGUGGUUUACGUCCCGACACAAACUACUCCCUGUGUCUGACCUACAGAGGGGAGGAUUGUGAGGUCCAGGUUCUGUUCAGCACCAGGAGGAGGGUGCCUAACCUGCUCAUCAUCAUCUCCGUCAGCAUCUGCCUCCUGACAGUGUCCACAGUGCCUCUCCUUGGAGCGACAUGCUUCCACCUGGUGUACAAAUACCGCAGCAAGACCUACAAGCUGAUCCUGAAGGCAAAAGACCAGUAUCACAUGGAGAGGAACCUCGCCCCUAACUUCAGGGCAUCUCAAACCGAGUCACGGAGGAAGAUUAAUGGAAGCCAGCUGGACGAAGAGGAGGGGGAAACGGAGAGCGGAGACGGGGACAAAGAGGCUGAUACAGAAGAAAGUGUGAUGACCGAGUCCUUUUCUCUGUCUCAGUGCAGGGGGAAUUUAGACAACUGUGAGGUUGGGUCUGAGUUUAGUGAUAGGUUACCUUUGGGAGCUGAAGCAGUAAAUAUCACAAGCAACUACAGUUAUCCAAACCAGUAAUUGUUAUUAUGUUAUUGAAUUAUUUUGCCUUUUGGUAAACAGCAUUUUUAUUAUUAGUUUAUGCCAAAGGUUUUAAUUAGCUUUAGCCUUGCAAAGGCAGCACAGACAUUUUGCUUUGUCGGAAAAGACUCAAUGUACUUGUUUUACUUGCAGAGCUGCAUCAUUCAGUCACUACAGAGGCUUCCAGAUUCAAGGCUCUAUCUAAUAAAGGAUUAUCUUAUUUUAUGUUGUCUUAUCAGGGGGAUGUUUUCCAGACAAACAUUUUAGUACAAGCUGAACUAGAUACUGGCCCAUAUUUUUUUUGUAGCUGGAAAUAUCACGUCUUGUUGUUCCGUUCUUUCAAAGUAGGCAACUUAUUUCAACUUCCAUAAAGUGUCUGGAUCCAGAGCUUUGCCAAAAUACAAAUAGUGAUAGACAAUCAUCUGAAGCAUGAACAAGAUAUGUUGUGUUUUUAAGGAAUUGCAAUAGUAAGAAAUCCUGUUUUUUUUUGUAAAAUAUCUGUAAAAUCUGCUUUAUAUAUCUCAAUUGAUAAUAGAAAAAGAGGAGGUUCAGAGUUCUGAGUACGAGAUAACAAAUUAUUUUUUCAUUUUUGCAAUAAUUACCUUCUCACUGUACAUUAUCCUGCUGAGCACAUCACUAUCUUGAUGCAAAACAUUGAAUUCAAAUUGAUUUUUAUAGAGUUUAAAAGGUGUAUUGAUUUGCUUUAAGAAAUAGUGUAGUUGCUGUGUUACGAGAUCAGAACUCGUCCAUAACGAUGGUCUGUUAUUUAUAGCAGCAGCCUGCAAUAAAGAAAUAACAGUCUGUAAAAUGCCACAAUCGACCAAUCAGAAUAGAGUAUUCAACAGACAUGUAAUAAUAAACAUGUGUAUAAGUAAACAUAAAGGCUUAUCUGUUUAAUUGUGUUAAAUGAAUUUGACUAAAUGUUCUUGAAGACCAAAACCCUGAACAGUUUUUCUCAUCUGAGCCAAACCCUUAAGGAAGGAAUGGAAAUCUUACAAAAUGUGUCAUUAUAAAUGAAAAACCUCUGAUUGCUGCCAACAUGGUACCAGGAUGAGGACUUUCUUCAGAGUGUACAAAUGUAACAAAGCUUGUGUCUUAAAUAUAAUGCAUUUCAAACUGAUGUCAACUAGAUUUAGGCAGUAGUAAAUGGGCUAACUGUAACUAACAUUCAGUAUAUCAAUAUUCUACAUUCUGUCAUAUAAUAAGUGCAGUAGUUUGGAGAGGAUUUGUUUUUAGCUUCAUUGGAUAUAUUCUAUUAUAAGCUUUAGCAUAUUGUAACUCAGGUAGGAUAAUAAGGAAAGCUUUUUGUCCUGUAUUCAGGCUUGAUUAAAUCCAGCCCAUGACAAAGGACUUGGGCCAAUCAAAGGUCAUUUCAAAAAGCUAUUUGUUCCCAUUGCUUCAGUAAAGGCUGUAAAGAAGGGGAAAAGUUGCUAUGCCAGAAUUGGCAACAAUUGCCUGCAUUGCAAAACAAACCAAAAAAGGAACACAAGUUGAUCAAAAACAGAGUGACGAUAUACUGUAGGUGAAGAGUUGCAGAGAAAAUUAGCUUAUAGUUUAGCCUUCUGUGUGAACUUACUCCUUUGAUACAGCCAUUAACGGCAAUGGUUAACAACAUGCUAAACUAUUGGCAAGUAUAUGGUUCUUUUUCAAAUUCUGCCUAUCCUGGGGUACAACAUGGAUUCAAACGUGCUAAAAGCUUGUGAUGAAUUAUUUGUCCAAUAAUGCCAAAAAUAACUCCCUUCCCCAGUUUGAAUCUUCUCAUGAGAGUUUAGGCGUUUAGAAAACCUGUGUUGUUUCAAGGAGAAACACAUUGUGUCCCACAGCUAUGAGCUUUUCAGUUGUACUGUGAGCAAGUCCUAUGAAGAAAACUGUUCAUGUUAAAUAAAACUUAGUGUUAAUAAAAAGCUCUCUUUGUUGCAUGGUCAAAUGUGGACAAUCGAUAUUAUCCUCCAAAUGUACUGCGGGUGUAACAGUACGAGCCUCUGUGAAGUUAUGCCUUGUUGUACCUCGGUCAUGUGUCCAUCUUGUCGUAUUUCCAACAGUAUUGUGUUAGGAGACCUGCAUGCUGUCUGUUGUCCUGUAUGCUGCGUCUUGGGUAAAUAUUCUUGACUUGAAAGUAACUUUAGGCCUGUAUUUGUCUUAAUUUGUUUUAUACCCCUGUAAUAAAUGUAUUAAUAGGAUUUACCAAAGUGUUUCAAUAUCCUUGCUAACUCUCCACUAACUGUGCCUCAAUAAA